GGGCUUUUUAUUUCCAUGCCAUCAUAAACAGUCUAAGACCAUCGAUUUCAAACAAAUAUCUUCUUUAUCAUCAUCUUCUACUAUAGACCUCACAGUUGAAACGAUUGAGAAUACUAUUUUACAAGCGUAUUCUUAUGCUAGCCAUCUUGUGUGUGACUUGAACAUGUAUCAACCACAUCAAAUUUCAUCAUUGGAAAAAAUGACAAAAUUGGCUAGCGUUCAACUUCAAAAAUCAAAAAUAGUCGAUUAUUCAUAUCUUAACGAACACGAUCCAGACUUUAACUCAGAUUCAGAUGACAGCAGCUGUGAAGAAGGGGAUACUACCGAAAAUGACGCCGAUAAUGGAGAUUCAAUCGACGGCGGUGAUGAUGAAGAUUAUCUAUCUGAUCAUCUUUGCAAUGUUAGUUCGACUAAUUUUCAAGGAAUGCGAGUUUUUGAUUCUAUUAAUCCAACGUUGGCUAAGUGGUACUUUAUCGUCAACAUUAAUGGUACAAAAAAAUAUUUACAUAAACAGACAGCUGCUUGGCUUCUUUCAAGUGACAAGUCUCCUUUGUCAUUAGAUCGUUUAAAACGUGUUAUGACUAACAACUAA
This is a messenger RNA of Rotaria sp. Silwood1, 592 nucleotides long. NCBI's taxonomy places the organism in Eukaryota, Metazoa, Rotifera, Eurotatoria, Philodinida, Philodinidae. The record is from the annotation of a GenBank genome assembly.